Plasmodium coatneyi is the source of this 795-nucleotide messenger RNA. RefSeq lists its product as uncharacterized. Bases 1 to 795 code for a protein of 264 amino acids. The record is from RefSeq and is a predicted model, not a curated record. The transcript is spliced from 2 exons. NCBI's taxonomy places the organism in Eukaryota, Apicomplexa, Aconoidasida, Haemosporida, Plasmodiidae.
AUGUGCGAUACUCCACAGAGGAUUGUACCGGCCAGGAGUGGUGGGACACACCAAAAUAACAGAAGCCAAAUUGCACAAGCUAGUAGGGAAAAAAAAAUGGACGAAAAGAAGGGUGCACGUGGAUCAUCCUUCUUCACCAAGAAAGUUGCUCUCCUCUUUGUUGUUUAUGCUUAUAUUUUUAUAAAGUAUCAUAAUGAUUAUAGAAGACAAGAUGCUGGUGAUCCUGCGAAUGUACAAAUAAGGAACGGAGUUGCUAAAAAUUUAGCUGCAAAAAAGGAUGGAACUCCAUCACAAGAUAAACUUCUAAUUGAAAGGGUGUUACAUAAUCUUGAAGAAGAGGAAGACUAUAAGUCUAAGCAACAAGUAGCUCAGGCCAAGAAAGAAGACGCAGAUGAAGCUAAGAAAAAAUCCGAUCAGGCUAAGAGAAGAGCUGAUGAGGCUAAGAAAAAAGCCGAUGAAGCUAAGAAAAAAUCCGAUAAGGCUAAGAAAAAAGCAGAAAAGAAAAAAAAAAAAGAAGAAGAUAAGGCUAAGAAAAAAGCCGAAAAGAAAAAAAAAAAAGAAGAAGAUAAGGCUAAGAAAAAAGCAGAAAAGAAAAAAAAAAAAGAAGAAGAUAAGGCUAAGAAAAAAGCCGAAAAGAAAAAAAAAAAAGAAGAAGAUAAGGCUAAGAAAAAAGCCGAAAAGAAAAAAAAAAAAGAAGAAGAUAAGGCUAAGAAAAAAGCCGAAAAGAAAAAAAAAAAAGAAGAAGAUAAGGCUAAGAAAAAAGCAGAAAAGAAAAAAAAAAAAAGAAGAAGAUAA